AUGAGUGUUGCACAUGUGUUACUAGGCCGGCCUUGGCUUUAUGACCGCCGUGUGAAAAGUUGCAGCAGAGAGAACACCUACACUUUUCAACAUGAAGGAAAGAACAUAAUGCUAAAGUCUUCCAAUCCGGCCAUCAAACCAACUAAGGAUGUUCAACCAAAAGAGAAGGCUUCUGAGCAUCGGUUGAGUAUUUUAUCACCUGUAGACUUUGCUCAUGAACUGCAAGACACUGGCGUGGUCUUUGCUUUCUUGCUUAAACCAGCAUCUGAUUGCACCCCCACUCCACUUGUCGAACCCAUACAACAACUCCUCACCGAAUUCUCUGAUGUCAUACCUGAUGACUUACCAGAUGACCUACCUCCAGCAAGAGAGAUUCAGCAUCCCAUUGACCUUGUUCCUGGUUCACAAAUUCCUAAUCUUCCCCAUUAUCAUAUGAAUCCACCUGAACGAGCGGAAUUGAAUCGACAAAUUCAGGGGUUGCUGAUCUUCACAGUGGCUACCAUCAGAUCCGCAUUCGGGAAGGAGAUGAGUGGAAAACCGCGUUUAAAAACCCCUGAUGGCUUAUAUGAGUGGCUUGUUAUGCCCUUUGGCAUGUCCAAUGCACCCAGCACGUUCAUGAGGGACUUUCGACUUCCUCUGGAGCAAAACAUAAUCAAAUGGACGAAUUUUGGAGUAAUUCCAGUUGGAGGACGUACGUGA
Messenger RNA from Prunus armeniaca (apricot), 699 nucleotides. The record is from the annotation of a GenBank genome assembly. Lineage: Eukaryota; Viridiplantae; Streptophyta; Magnoliopsida; Rosales; Rosaceae.